AUGACGGACCGGAAAGACGUCGUUACGCUGCUGAGAGAGGCUCAGCUCCUGCCUCUGGAUGUCGAGCACACCGCCGUCGACGUCCCCACGGAGGUCGAAGUAGCAGAAUUCAUCAUUGGAAUGAUUCCCUUUGUCAGUAAAAUAGUCGCUGUGUAUGAAGUAUACACUGGGAAAGAUCUGUUCGACUACCACCUCACAGAUAUCGAGCGAGGCGUUAUUGCUGCCACGCUCUUGCUGCCUAUUAUCGGGAGGCUCGCCAAAGGGGGGCGAGCCCUGUACACGGAGGCCCGUCUCGCCAAGCUGUAUGGGCGAGAUGCCGUGGGCUGGUCAAGAGCCGUCAAGGCCGGCGCAACGAUUACCCAAGAUUCCCAGAAGCUUGCUACUUUGCGCAAGGCUGAGGAAGCUAUCAGGAACGGCCAAGGCACUCGAUGUGGUGAAGCCAGGCGGCGCCAGAGCGGCUUCGGCCGCUCCCAAGUCUACGCGACCCUCGAUGCCCUCGCGUUGGAACGAGUCCUCCUAAAAGGUGGCAACCUAAACCAUAUAAAAGGCCAUUUCCUGGAAGAGCUCCUAGAGUCCCGAAUCGUGCCCUGGCUGCGAGAGCAGUUCAUCCCCGGACAUCUCAUCAGAGACCUCGACAACCGCCAAGUAACAGACGGAAUCCUGGGCUACUUCGACAAUGGGGUAUUGAACAUCCUCGCCGUCUUCGAAUCAAAAGCAGGUCCCCACGGCGCCCGCGAGCUGUCUUUUACCGCGGCAGCAGCAACAGACGCCCAAAAAGCCGAGCUCCGCGCCGCAGCAAGGGACGAGUUUACAGACCUCCUAGCCCAAGCAAAGCUGGAUGGCAAAACCCCUACCAAAACUCUUCAACAGAUCGAAAAGUCCUACAAAACUUCCCAGCUGGGCGGCCAAAUCCGCCGCGACAUUGAGACCCUCGCCGAGCACGGCGGCAUCCACAUCGGCGGCGUGGAAACGCCGAUCAGCUUCUCACCGACAAAGACUAAGUUCUCUGGGGUCGUGCCUGCGGGACUGCAGCCGAGUCUCCUGGCCACGAUUCGAAAGCAGCUGGAGGCCGAAAAGGUUACGUUUGAGAUCAUUGCUGCCGAGCUGGAUACUGCGGAACUCGAUUCUGCGGCCAAGCGAUUACAACCUCUUGCCGUUGCCAUGAUGAACGGUCCCGUGCCUGCUCUUGGGCAAGUACCUACUCCGUAA
Messenger RNA from Fusarium redolens, 1209 nucleotides. RefSeq lists its product as uncharacterized. The record is from RefSeq and is a predicted model, not a curated record. NCBI's taxonomy places the organism in Eukaryota, Fungi, Ascomycota, Sordariomycetes, Hypocreales, Nectriaceae. The coding region runs from base 1 to 1209 and encodes 402 amino acids. The transcript is spliced from 5 exons.